Messenger RNA from Talaromyces proteolyticus, 864 nucleotides. RefSeq names its product putative ras small monomeric GTPase. The record is from RefSeq and is a predicted model, not a curated record. Bases 1 to 864 code for a protein of 287 amino acids. Gene Ontology annotation, biological process: signal transduction. Lineage: Eukaryota; Fungi; Ascomycota; Eurotiomycetes; Eurotiales; Trichocomaceae. The transcript is spliced from 5 exons. Gene Ontology annotation, molecular function: GTP binding; GDP binding; GTPase activity. Gene Ontology annotation, cellular component: plasma membrane.
AUGGCGGAUAAGGUGUCAAUCACAAUAUGCGGGGAUGGUGGAUGCGGAAAGUCGUCGAUCACACUGCGCCUAGUACGCAGUCAAUGGAUUCACGAAUAUGAUCCUACAAUAGAGGACUCAUACUCCGUCACCCGCAACAUCGACGGCAGCGAUUACUUCCUCUCCAUCACUGACACAGCCGGCCAAGAAGAGUACCGCGGGGUAUGGGAAUCCUCGAACCUAAAAUCCGAUGCCUUCCUACUCGUCUACGACAUCACGAGCGCGCAAAGCCUCGAAGCGCUGGACUACUUCAUGGACAUAAUAGAGAUUGAAACCGACCAACGAGCCGAAGACAGCCAGCGCUUAUUACGCGAACUCGGCCCAGGCGAGUCUCGCGGCGUGCAGGUCGGCAUGCCACCGCCCGUCAAGAUUGUGGCUGGGAAUAAAUGCGAUUUGAAAGAUUCGCGCGUCAUCUCGGCGCGAGACGGCCUCGAGUAUGCGCGUAAACAUGGCUGUGGGUUUAUGGAGACGAGUGCGCGGGAGAUGGUCAAUAUCGAAGAGACUUUUGCACUUAUUGUUCGCCGCGUGAUUGAGGCUAGGAGACAGCAUUAUCUCGCGCAACAACCGGUCCCUCGUAUGGGUUCGUCGACGGCACGCACACCAGCAUUGACGGUGGGCGAGAAGAGUGCGAGUGAAAGUAACGACAACUUUCUGAAUGGUGGGCGUUGGCAGGGCAAGUUGUUUGGCUUCAAGAAGACGAGUAGUGCUGGGAAAAGGGUAUCGUUUAUGGAUACCAGUGAGAAGAGUCAAGAUGAGCCUAAAGAUGAGCCCAAAUACGAGGGUAAAAGUAUUCAUGUUUGGUACAGGCGGCUGCUAUGUCGAUGA